Vidua macroura (Pin-tailed whydah) is the source of this 2659-nucleotide messenger RNA. It is a transcript of the gene PDGFB, whose product is annotated as platelet derived growth factor subunit B. The coding region runs from base 813 to 1634 and encodes 273 amino acids. The transcript has 7 exons. Gene Ontology annotation, molecular function: platelet-derived growth factor receptor binding; growth factor activity. Gene Ontology annotation, biological process: positive regulation of protein autophosphorylation; platelet-derived growth factor receptor signaling pathway; positive regulation of phosphatidylinositol 3-kinase/protein kinase B signal transduction. The record is from RefSeq and is a predicted model, not a curated record. NCBI's taxonomy places the organism in Eukaryota, Metazoa, Chordata, Aves, Passeriformes, Viduidae. Gene Ontology annotation, cellular component: membrane.
CGUCAGCUCACUCACGUCUCCUGCAAUUUUACCUUUUCUGCAUUUUUUUUUUGUUUUUCCUUUCUUGUUGCAACAGAUUGUGGGAGGCAGCAUCAGUGGCUCCACUUUGAGGCUUGUCAAGGCUCAGCGCACGCACACAAACACACACUCACAACCCAGAGCAAAAACAUUUGCUCUCACCUGUCUCCAAGCCCAAAGCAAACCUCCCGUCCAAGCAAAGUGCCAACACUUGGAACGAGAAGGCACCCGAGCCAGAAUCUAAUGUAAAGGGAAAAAAUUCAGUGUACACUGGCAACUUUUCUCUAAAAAGCAAGUGGCAAAAAGGAAGGAAAGGAGCAUUUUAAGAAGAGGACAACUUAAGGAAGAAGAUUUCAUUAUUUGGAUUUCACACCAAACUUUGGAAAAGUUUUUUUUUUUUUUCCUUUUAGUUACUAUUCUGUGCACCUUCUUCUAAGAACAUUGAGACAUUGUUACCUGCAUGUAAAAGCUUUUACAGAUACACAUUUUUUUUUUAAAGGGAAGAAAACCAAGAGGAAGAAUAGCAUGUGGACCACCUAGCCAAAGGCACCACUGAAGCAUCCCUUGCGGCAAGGGGGACCCGGACUCCGGAUGUGUAUAAUUCCGAGGGACUGCAUUUUUUUCCCACCGGGCUUAUGAGAUAGCGCAGAGGCAGACAAAUCACCGAGAAUUACUUCGGUCUCCUCUCACCACCACCACCACCACCACCACCUCCACGUCCUCUUCCAAGGGUUACUGCGACUCUCCCACCUCCUCCCGGCUCGCAGGGGACAUGGGAACGCGCAGCGCCCUCGAUGCCUGAGGCCGGGCGGCCGCGGGGCUGUCUGCGGGAAGCGCUUCCCUCCCGGGGCUCGCCGUCCAUGUGCCCGCAGCCGGCGGGGCCUGGAGUCGGGAUGAAUUUCGGCGUGGUGUUCGCGUUCAUCCUCUCGCUGCCCCUGGCCCGCAUGGAGGGGGACCCCAUACCCGAAGACAUUUAUGAGAUUUUGGGUGGCAGCUCAGUGCGCUCCAUCAGUGACCUCCAGCGUGCCCUGCGGACAGACUCCGUAGAGCGGGACAGCUCGAGCCUGAACCUGAAUGCAUCUCAGCCUGAUCAAAACCUUGUGGCCCUGUCUCGAGAGCGACGAAGCCUAGAUGCUCUGGCAGCAGCAGAGACAGCUGUCCUGGCGGAGUGCAAGACACGGGAAGUGGUCUUCGAAAUCUCCCGCAACAUGGUGGACAGCACAAACGCCAACUUCGUGGUGUGGCCGCCCUGCGUGGAGGUGCAGCGCUGCUCCGGGUGUUGCAACAACCGCAACGUGCAGUGCCGCCCCACGCAGAUCCGUGUCCGGCACGUCCAGGUGAACAAGAUCGAAUUUGUCCAGAGGAAGCCAAAAUUCACAAAAGUCGUUGUGCCUUUGGAGGACCAUGUGCAGUGUCGGUGUGAAGCCGUGUUCCGACCACCCCCCAGGAACAUCCGUCCAGGGCCACGUGAACAGAGGCGCUUGUCCCCGGCAUUCACCACAGCCGCUGUCUCACAGAGGCGGCGAGUACGCCGGCCGCCGACACAGAAGAGGAAACAUAAGAAGUACAAGCAUGUCAACGAUAAGAAAGUGCUGAAAGAAAUCCUCAUAGCAUAGAAGUGCUGGCAGGGGAGAGAGAGCACAAGGCAGGUUUAUUUAAUAUAUUUGCUGUAUAGCCCCCAUGGGGUCCUUGGAAUGAUAACUUUUCCUCUCUGUCCAUCUGCCUCGACGUCUGAUUUAGACGGCAAUUGGUGCUUCCCUUUCCAUCAGUGGACCUUCUCCCACCAAAGCCUCCCUUUCAUUUAUUAGUACAAUUUUGAAGUUUUACACACACACACAAAAAAGGACAAGGAUGACCUACAUAUAUAUAAUAUAUGAGAAAAGAACAAAGUACAAAUAAAACCGUGAAUGCCAACAGCCACAACUUGCAAUGAGAACAGGACAAUUCCUUCCCUGCUACGAAGGACAGGAUGGAAAAUGUGAAAAGGAAAGCGGGUCCAAUUUCUUCUGAGAGAAGGAGAAAAACAGAUGGACAGAGGCCAGAAGGGGAAUAUUCUCCCUUUCUCUCAUGCUUCUGGUAAGGCUGGAAGGGCCCAGCUGAGAUCUGCUCUUGCAUUGGACCUACCUUUUGGCAACAGGCAAAUCUCAGAUUGCGAGCGGAGACCAAUGAUGGAAAAUGCACUAAGGACUUUUACCGGCCUACCCGGACAGAUAUAUAUUUUUAAUGUGCGUGUGUAUAUUUUAUUUUUAAAAAGAAAAACCAAAACCACUAAGGUAUACAACAUCUCGGGGAACAGAACAAAGAAGCAAAGAAACAAAACAAAGAAGCCAAAUGCAUUCCCCCACUCCCUCUUUCCCCUGCUCCUGGUGCUGACUGGAAGGUGUUUGGAUCGUGGGGAAGGAGCACAAGGUGGCAGAAUCGUCUCCACGCCCCCGGCCCCUGCCAAGGAGAGCCAUCUUUGCACAUGCUGGUGGAGAAUUCAACUUUCCAGGCUCGGACUCAAAUUAUUUUUUAAAUUCACUCGGGAUGUGUGCGUGUGUAUAUGUGUGUGUGUGUAUAUAUAUAUAUAUAUACGUGUGCAUGUGUGUGCGUGUGUAUGUGUAUUUAUACAUACAUAUAUAAAAAAAAAUAUAUAUAUGUU